This is a messenger RNA of Oryza brachyantha (malo sina), 2361 nucleotides long. RefSeq names its product probable metal-nicotianamine transporter YSL7. The coding region runs from base 127 to 2190 and encodes 687 amino acids. Lineage: Eukaryota; Viridiplantae; Streptophyta; Magnoliopsida; Poales; Poaceae. The transcript is spliced from 4 exons. The record is from RefSeq and is a predicted model, not a curated record. Gene Ontology annotation, molecular function: oligopeptide transmembrane transporter activity. Gene Ontology annotation, cellular component: membrane.
GCCAGCAUUUGAUUCUGUGUGCAUGUCUUGGUUUGAUUUUUCAAACCAAGACAUACACACAGAAUCAAAUAAUAAUUAAAGUUUCUUAGUCCCAAAAGGAUACAUAUAUAGUUUCCCUACAAUACAAUGGAGAUUUUCAAUGAUUUACAGGAAGACAUCUCAACAGAGCAUGCCUUUGAGGCAGAGCCGGUGCCAUCGUUGUCAGAGACAAUAACGCCACGGUCGCUGGUGUUUAGCUUCAUCAUUGGCGCAACUCUCAGUGUCGUCGCCAUGAAAGUCACCUUGAGCUCAGGCUUCAUCCUUUCUUUGAGCAUCCCAGCUGGCCUCCUAGGGUUCUAUGUAUCCCGUGCUUGGAUCCGCAUUCUUGACUACUUUGCGGUGUCACACCUACCGUUCACACGCCAAGAGAACACCAUCAUCCAGACAUGUGUCGUCGCCUGUACCUCAGUCACAUUCACUGGUGGGUUUGGGACAUAUAUUCUUGCAAUGAGCAAGAAAGCAGCUGGAGGCGAUGUCAAGGAUGACAACAACAUUGAGGAGCCAAGCAUUGCCAAGAUGAUCACCUUCCUCUUCCUCAUCAGCUUUGCUGGCAUGUUCAUCAUCAUGCCCUUCAGGAAGAUCAUGAUCAUUAGGCACCGGUUGACAUAUCCCAGCGGCACAGCGACGGCACACCUCAUCAAUAGCUUCCACACACCUCAAGGUGUCAAACAAGCAAGGAAUCAAGUGACGUUAUUGUUUAAAUCAUUUGGGGGAACCAUGGCAUGGUCAUUCUUCCAGUGGUUCUUCGCCUCCGGGCCAGGCUGCGGCUUCAAAUUCUUCCCAACAUUUGGACUUGAGGCAUAUAAACACGGGUUCUUCUUCGAUUUCUCCAUGGCUAAUGUCGGCAUCGGCAUGAUGUGCCCGUACAUGAUCGUGUUCUCCAUGCUCAUCGGCUCCAUCAUCUCGUGGUGCAUGAUUUGGCCGUACAUCCAGACCAAAGAGGGCAUCUGGUACCCGAGCAACCUUGGCCCUGACAGCCUCAGCGGCAUCAGGGGCUACAAGGUGCUGAUCGGCUUGUCCAUGAUACUGGCCGACUGCCUCUUCGUCUUCCUCAGCAUCAUGGUCCGGACAGCAUGCGCCAUGGUCAAGCGGCGGCAGCAGGCAUCCCAUGGUGUUGGUGGUGGUGGUGGUGGUUGUAAUAUGCAGCAGCCGUUCCAGUGCCUCGACGCCACUGAUCGGCCGGCGAGGAGCUUCGACGACCGGCGCAGGGCGCAGGUGUUCCUCCGCGACGAGAUCCCGAACUCGGUCGCCAUCGGCUGCUACGUCCUCCUGUCGGUCGUCUCCAUCGUCGCCAUCCCCCUGCUCUACCCGCAGCUGAGGUACCACCAUGUCGCGCUCAUCUACCUCGCCGCGCCCAUCUUCGCCUUCUGCAACGCCUACGGCUGCGGCGUCACCGACAUAAACCUGGGCAGCACCUACUGCAAGAUCGCCAUGCUGGUGUUCGGCUCGUGGAUCGGCGUCAAGGGCGGCGGCGUGAUCGCCGCCCUGGUCGCCGGCGGGAUCAUGGUGUCGAUCCUGGGCACCGCGGCCGACCUCACGCAGGACCUCAAGACGGGGUACCUGACGCUGACGUCGCCGCGGGCGGUGUUCAUCAGCGAGGUGAUCGGCAUGACGCUGGGCUGCAUCAUCAACCCCACCGUGUUCUGGGCGUUCUACAAGAUGAACCCCAGCGCGGCCGGCGGCGACAUGAGCGACACGCCCUACGCCAAGCUGUACCGCGGCUUCGCCAUGCUCAGCGUCGGCGAGGAAGGCCUGCCCGGGCACAGCAUGUUCCUCUGCAAGCUGUUCUUCGCGCUCGCCAUGGCGCUCAGCGCGGUGCGGGAGGUGGCCAACCGGAAGCAGUGGCGCGUCCGGCGCUACAUCCCGAGCACCAUCGGCAUGGCCGUCGCCUUCAUCAUGCCGCCGCGCAUGCCCGUCGGCAUGGCCGUCGGCAGCCUGGUGGCGUACCUGUGGGAGAAGGCCGACGCCGCCCGCGGCCGGAUGCUCUCGCCGGCGAUGGCGUCCGGCUUCAUCUGCGGCGACGGCCUCGGCUCGCUGCUGCUGUCCACGCUGACGCUCGUGCACGCCACCGCCCCCAUCUGCAUCAAGUUCUUGGCUCGAGGUGACAACGACAGGUUGGACGCCUUCCUGGCAACACUGCCGGCGACAUAGCCUUGCUGCCUUGCAGCUCAACAUGCUCCAUUGUUUAGGGAAAUUUGAACACUUCAGGUGUCAAAACUUCUGUACAUACAUGUAUCCUCGUCAUAGGACUUAAUUAGGAUAUCCUGGCAAAACUGUGUUAAUCAAGCUUCAGCUCAGUUUAUAAACACAAUUCUGCUCUAU